UAGAAUGUUUCUUUCUUUUGCCGUAUGCAGACAACAGUUUUUGUUAUAAUCGAAGCGGUAAAAUGGGCGGCUCAAAGAGCACCAGAAAUCAAUAUUUUGCAGCUUUAAGUGUAAAUCUAAUAUCUGUGUCGUUUGGCGCCAAUUUCGGUUGGGUUUCCACAAGCAUUGCUCAAUUGAUGAGGCCCGAAACAAGUCGUCUGACCUCUGAGAUAACCAACGAUGGAUUGGGUUGGCUAACUUCCGUGAUGUCGAUUGGUGGGCUUCUGGGCGGCAUUGUCUUUGGCUGGUUGGCGGACAGAAUUGGUCGUCGAGCCUGUUUUCUUUUUAUGGGCACACUUGUCGCGGUAAACUGGCUCUUGAUUAUUUUUGCCCGCAAUCUCGUCCAAUUGUGCGUGGCACGUGUUAUAGCCGGAGCAGUCGGUGGCUGCUGCUUUGCGGUUAUUCCGGUUUACAUCACUGAAAUGACUGAGGACAGACUUCGCAGCACUUUGGGCACCUUUAUGUCCCUUAGCAUGUGCAUCGGCUCGCUCUUUAUACACAUUCUGGGAUACUUCCUUCAUUAUGUGACGGUUGCUUGGAUUAUGCUAUUGAUUCCUGCAGCACUCCUUUGCACCUUUACGUUCAUACCCGAUACACCUGAAUACCUGGAGCGUUAUCAUAAAAAAGGUGUGGAGAACUCUCUCAGAUAUUUUCGAGGUAUCUCUGCAAAUGAGAACGCACAGCUUCAAGCCGAGCUCACCAAAUUGUGCAAGCCUUUCGCCACAUUAGAAAAUGGUCGCGAUCAAAGCGAGGACAACAAACUGCAUUUAAAGGACUUCACUAAUCGCAAGGCACGUAAAGCCUUUUUCAUUGGAUUUGGAAUUAUUUUGGCCAAUCAGUUGACCGGUUGUUUAACAAUGGCCAAGUAUAUCUCUGUCGUCUUUAGAGAUGCUGGCUCCAGUCUAUCGCCUAUUGGAUCGUCGAUCGUUGUCAUCCUCGUUCAGCUGGUGGGCACUUACUCGGCCACGUUAUUUGUGGAGCGAGCUGGUCGAAAGACUUUGAUGCUCAUCUCGACCGCUGGCAUUUGCUUGGGACAAUGUGAUCGCCAGAGUCCAUAUGGUUACAAUGAACUUGCUAGCCAUUUGUCUUGUCAAGGUAAUCUGUCCAUAUAA
Molecule: messenger RNA, 1151 nt
Organism: Drosophila nasuta
Lineage: Eukaryota; Metazoa; Arthropoda; Insecta; Diptera; Drosophilidae
Product: facilitated trehalose transporter Tret1-like
Exons: 5
Coding region: 63-1151 (362 amino acids)
Biological process (GO): transmembrane transport
Cellular component (GO): membrane
Molecular function (GO): transmembrane transporter activity
Source: RefSeq, a predicted model, not a curated record